This is a messenger RNA of Acipenser ruthenus (sterlet), 3359 nucleotides long. Its product is annotated as NACHT, LRR and PYD domains-containing protein 1b allele 3. The transcript is spliced from 16 exons. Gene Ontology annotation, molecular function: protein binding. Lineage: Eukaryota; Metazoa; Chordata; Actinopteri; Acipenseriformes; Acipenseridae. The coding region runs from base 349 to 1887 and encodes 512 amino acids. Gene Ontology annotation, cellular component: THO complex part of transcription export complex. Gene Ontology annotation, biological process: regulation of DNA-templated transcription elongation; mRNA export from nucleus; signal transduction. The record is from RefSeq and is a predicted model, not a curated record.
UGUUUCCAUGCACCUGAAGUACAACUGUUUUGUCACCAUGCAAGAUUUUGGAUUUUGCACAAGCUAUUUUAUAUAUUAUUUAUUGCACCUGAAAGGACGCUCAUAUAUAUGUAUAUUGUUUUUAAGGGAACACGGUAAUACGCGUGCACACUGAGAAUAAACAGGAGUUACACCUCAGACUGUUUGCUCAUUGUAUUAAAACGUUGGAAGUGCUGCUCUGCCGAGUGACGUUGGCUUCUGCAGGUGUGCGGUAUUGUUCAGCAACAUGCAGCGUUUAUACAGCAAGCUUCACGAUUAAAACAAGAGAACAAGCAAACAAACAACACACAGAAGUGAAAGUUACACAAAAUGGUCGCAGACAUGACCAGCUUUGAGGAUAUGAAAAAACUUGAAGCAAGUGGCGACGUCUCACCAUCAGAGCAAAAAGACCACGUAGAGAGUGAAGCUUCCACAGAAGAGAGCUCAGAAGAUGAAGAUUCUGAUGAAAGUGCAGCUGAGAAUGAAUUGGAAAAAGAAGAACCAAACGUAGGAAGUUUCAGUUCUGAGCACAGUGCUGAUGGAGAAAGUGAGUUAUCUACUCCAAAAUCAGACUUUUAUAUUAAGCCUAUCUGUGAAAAAUGCAAGGCCAGGCAGAAUCAAUCCUACGAACAAGUAACUCCAAGAAAUAUAUCAAAGGGACGAUUACUCUUAAUACUGGAUAAUGAAGGCUCCUACCAGUGUUCAGUCACAGGUUUGAUGUUCGAAGUUUCAGACAAGGUUAAAAUCACGUAUGCAACGCUGUCCUGGAGCAAGUAUGGAACGUAUUUGAAAGAACCAUGGAAGUUUGUUGGUCCAAUAUUUGACGUGAAAUGUGACCCCACCAUUCUCAAAGCCAUCCACUUUCCCCAUUCACUCUGCUUGGGUGAUCAUGAAAGUGACAUGAAGUUUGGAGUUCUGCACAUUAAGGACAAUGCCCCUGUAAUAGAAUCCUCCUCUGAUCACUCCACUUCCCAUAUUAAAUGGAAUGUCACCUCUCUGUCUCCAGUGGGCCCCAUUGUUCAGACAUCGCAACGCAUAGAACAUCAUGGCGUGGUUCUUGUAUACAAAGUGUUAGACAAUCAUCCCUCUGCAUCAUUUCGUGUAUAUUUAGCUACAAACAACAACUCGGAUGUCAAGGAUAUAUAUAAAGAUGUCAAGCAGUCAAAUAAAAAAUACAUAAAAAUUGAUAAGCCUCCUACCUGUCUGAAACUGCUAGAAGAAAAAAAGAAAUACAGACUAAUCAGUGAGCCAGAAGCAGACAUAACCCCUGAGGAAAUACAGUUCACAUUACAUGCAGUCAGAUUUAAAGGCUACUUUGAGGUUUAUUUUGAACAGCCAGUCCCGUUUAAACUGUCACUGGUAGAAGCUGACUCUGAUCUCACUGUCUGGACUACAACACUGCGAGAAUGUGAUUGGAAUACAAGCAAUUUUAAAGAAACAGCUGUCAAGAGAGCAGAAAAUGGGUUUAAGAGAAAGAGAUCAAGCAGCAGUGAAGAGGAAAACGACAAUAAGAAAUUCAAAUGUGCUGACACAACAGAUGGAUCAAGGUCCAGCAAGAAAUCAUAUAUUACUGAGCAACAGCUUAUGAGAAUUGCAAAGGUUUUUGGUAAAGAGUGGAAACAGCUUGGCAUCAGCUACCUGAAUAUCUCAAAGAACGAUAUCGAUCAGAUUCAAGAAGAAGACAAAGAGGACCUAGCAAUGCAAAAGUUUAACAUGCUUCUGGAAUGGAAAAAGAAGGCAAAGGACAAUGCAACAAUAAAAUACCUCUACUAUAGCCUUCAUGAUCCAGAUGUUCCAUAUGUGGUAAAGAAGCUCCUUCAAGACAUGGUGAAUGAAAUGGAAGAGGAGCCAGUCUCAGGGGCAUUAUGAGCACACGAGAGAAGAAUCAAGCUGCACAUCAUGUAUUCAUUUUGAUUGGAAAUGUGAACUGUUUUUAUACACUUUAACUGGAUCUUUUCUUGUAGGUUUUUAUUCAGUUUAGGCAUAGUUGUCUUCUUGUAAUAUAUACUUUACACUAGCUCCUAAAGGGAUUUGCUAAUAUUUAGUGAUUAAAUAAUGCAGUGUAGUAGUGUAAGAAUGAAGUGCACCAGGACUGCCAAUUAGAGAACCACUGUGAGCGGUGAACUGUCCCCACACUUGUAGAGGGAUAGAAGGGAAAACAUCCAUCAUGACAAAAACAUUUAUUUUUCUUUUUGAUGGCAACAAACCAAUAUCCUGGAGUGAAGUUUUCUGAAGUUUAGAAUUUGCUAUUUUCCAAGGGGAGGAUCUACAGAAGAUUUGAGAGGGUAUAGGAAGUAUAUUGGUAAAUAGUCAAAACAAAGGGAUAGUAACAUUGACAAUCAAAGAACUGAUUUCAGCAAAGGUUUGUUAGCCAUUUCUUAUUAAUGGUUUUCUAGCCACUAAGCGGCUACAUUUGUAUCAAUAGACUGCAUAAUUUUUUUUACUUAUUUUCAGGUAGCAUACAAACUGUAUGCAGCUUUGUGAAGAACACAGCUAUUAGGAUAGAGGAAUGCUGAAUAUUGUUGUCUUUUUACGUAGGUAAAAGAAUAUAUAGAUUGCAAGAUAAUGAUGUACUGUAUUUCAAUAAGCUGGCUUUCUCCUCCCCCACCCCAAACCCCAUGAUCACCAGUAGCAAGUCUAUUCCUGGAAUGAAACUCUCCUGUGGCAUAUAGGAAGGUUCAUUCGUCUUACAAAGCUCAAAAGAGUGUGAGAUUUUGAUGCUGGGAAGACAUUCACAUAGAGGUGUGGCUGUUGGACAAGCCAAGGUCAUAUGCCGAUGGUUUAUAGCUGAGUAAACCACUAUGCUACUUCGGCUUUACCUACGUGCUUAUUGAAAAAGAUGCUGCCACUGUAGGUUUAUGAGCUAAUACAUCUAAACUUGUUUGCUCUUUGGCAGAUAUAAUGGCUACAGUUGGUGUGGAUACUACUGUAAGUGUCCUAUCUGUGGGGUCGAGGGCUAGUUUAAAGUACAAAGCAGAGGUUUGACACUCCUAUACGCCUUCCUAGUCCACCUCCAUCCAGUUUUGGCCCUGUUGAGCAAACCUGACCAACUCCAGACAGGGCAACAGUAUAUUCUUAGUUAUGAUUCAAUGAAUCAAUUUAUGGAUGACAUUCUUCCUUGUUGAUAAUAAACAAUUCUGUAUGAAACUGUUUUUGUUAUUCUUGCUUACUGUCUGAAAUAGUUAAUUUGCAUUUAAACCAUUAUUUAUAACUGGGAAUUCAUUUCCUGUCAGUUUUAAUGUUUGUAAAUGGUUUAUUUUAUAUUGCACCUUGUGGGGAUAUUUUUGCACAGAUGAAAGCCUGUGUUCUUUUUAAGUAAACCCUCUUGCUGUUGAAUAACU